Molecule: messenger RNA, 2710 nt
Organism: Zeugodacus cucurbitae (melon fly)
Lineage: Eukaryota; Metazoa; Arthropoda; Insecta; Diptera; Tephritidae
Gene: Aps
Product: diphosphoinositol polyphosphate phosphohydrolase 2
Exons: 5
Coding region: 945-1436 (163 amino acids)
Biological process (GO): diadenosine hexaphosphate catabolic process; diadenosine pentaphosphate catabolic process; adenosine 5'-(hexahydrogen pentaphosphate) catabolic process
Cellular component (GO): cytoplasm; nucleus
Molecular function (GO): endopolyphosphatase activity; diphosphoinositol-polyphosphate diphosphatase activity; bis(5'-adenosyl)-hexaphosphatase activity
Source: RefSeq, a predicted model, not a curated record
UAACAGUGCUGCCAAAUUUCGUGCAUAGUUGUGGUUGUCAAAUUUCGUGCAAUUUCUUUAUGUACUCUUCAUUUGCUGUGAAAUAAUUAAAAGUGUAAAGAAGUUGUGUUUAAAGUGUUGCAUUGGUUUUCUGCAUCGUCAACGAGCAGAAAAUUGCCAAAAAAUUAUAUAGUGUAUAUAAAAAAGAAGUGCAGCCGCCGCCGCUAAGAACGCAGCAGCCGCAAUUGUGUGCCCAAGCGAAAGAUGGGGAAGCAGGUGUCUAAGUAAAAGUAGAUAAGCAACGUCUGGAAGCAGUUUUCUUUGCUUUACAACGCAGACAAAGAAAAAGCAACAGCAAUAAUAUAAGAAUUCACACUCGUGUGGAAAAUAUAACACACACAUCAAGUCGAGAACCGAUCAGCAGCGCUGUGACGACGACAACGACGACGUCGACGUUGACUUGACGAAAAGUAGAAAAAAGUACAUCUGCAAUAGCAGCAGUUUUGCAAAGACAACCGCCAGCAGCAGGCCUACACGCAAAACAGCAAACAACAAAAAAACUACACAAAAAUGCUCAUAUUGCAAAGCUAAACAACAAUUUGCCACUUUUCCCCACAAUUUUCGUUUUCGUUUUUUGCAUAAUUUAAAACUUUCUUACGUCGACUUUUAAUUUCUUCCUGUGCCUCUGCAAAGCGCAUAUUGCUUGCCGUCAACUGUGUGCGCCACAUACCUUACGACCAACCUGCCGGUCGACCUACUUAUAUAGAGUAUUUGGUGAAUAUUACUUUAUUCAUUCAUUUAAACUCUUGUCAAAUAAUACACAUUUAGCAAACGAAAGCUAUUUGGGCUCUACUGAUUUCACAAGUUUUUCAAAGUUUGCUAACCACGCGUUCUCCAAAAAAAUAAAGCUUAUUUUCCUACAAGAUUAUAUAUUGCCAGUAACUGAAUAGCAAAAUUAAUUAAAGAUGGUUAAGGAAAAGCCUAAUUCUACACGAAUUUAUGACAAGGAUGGCUUUCGCCGUCGUGCCGCUUGCAUUUGUGUGCGUUCCGAUGCCGAGGCAGAGGUGUUGCUGGUGACAUCGUCACGCCGCCCGGAAUUGUGGAUUGUGCCCGGUGGCGGUGUUGAGCCCGAAGAGGAACCUUCGGUAACGGCUGUGCGUGAAGUGCUCGAAGAGGCCGGCGUUGUGGGCAAACUCGGCCGCUGUUUAGGUGUUUUCGAAAAUCGCGAACAUAAGCAUCGCACCGAAGUGUUUGUCAUGACCGUUACCAAUGAGUUGGAGGAAUGGGAGGAUUCGCGUAGCAUUGGCCGUAAACGCCAAUGGUUUUCCAUUGACGAUGCGUUGACACAAUUGGCACUGCAUAAACCGACACAACGGCACUAUUUAAUGCAGUUAAGGCAUUCAAAAAGUAAUACGACCGCUUCGAAUACACCACCAGCAUCGCCUACAGAAACAUAAGGAUAAAGGAUAAAGCAAAUUUGUCACACCAACACACAUGCGUAGGUGCAGUGCAACUACGUGUGCGGCGACACGUGGACCGUAGACUUAAAGUGACACCCACAAACACACCAACACACACACACAUAUAUAUUAGCAUAUAAACAUAUACACACGCAUACUUUGGUGCGACGGUGUUUGCACGCAUCACCAACACAGUUGCUGUCAGGCACACUGCUGCAGCUCAUGUUAUUAGCUAUAAUAAUACAUUUAAUUUUCCUCCUAUUAUUUUGGCUAAUUUGCACACAAUUCACUUUCAUCAAAAAUUUACUUUUGUUUUACGAAAAAAAGCGUAGUGCAUGCAACCACACACACACACAUACACUUUAUUAUAUACAAAAAUCAUUACCAUUUAAUUAUGCCGUAAAGUGAAACAUGUAAUAAUAAUAAACAAUAGUAUUUAGUUGAAAAGUUUAUUUGAAUUAUGCAAAACACCAUAGACUCUAUACAAUUAUGCUCCACAUCAAACAACAAUAUUCAUCACUAACGUUAAGAUACUUUUUAAUACUGUAAUAAAGUCUAUCUACUAUUUAAGUUGAACAAAGUGAACAAUGUAAAAGCAACUGUUUGCAAAGUUGUCUGACAAAACAACAAAAAAAAAAAAACAUUAAAAUUUAUAAAAAAGAAAAGAAAUAAUGCAAAAAGCGUUAUAAAAAAAGAAAAGUAAAAACUGUAUUGUUGACUUUAACUGGUACGCAGUUUUAGUUUGUUGGGCAUGCAAAAUUUCACGCAGUAAACGUGAAUAAUCUAAAUAUAGAUAUUUUCAUAAAAAAAUAAAAAUAAAGAAAAGUGAUGAAAAAUUAAUCAAGUGCAUGGCCACAAUGAUAACAAUGCAAUUGACGCAAUUAAUAAUAAUUUAAACAAUAAAUAAAUGCCGAAAAAAAGUUGAAUUGAAAACUUUAAAAAAAUUUGCACAUUUUUUGUAAAUUUCUACCUAGAUUUUCUACUAUUUUAUAAUUUAAACGAAACGAUAAAUGAAACAAAUGCUUAUAACUACUUACUAUUGUAAUGUAUGUAUGUAUAUUGAAGUUGCGCCAAGCUGCUUUUUGCGGAAGCAAUUAAAAUUGUGUAAUCAAAAUUCUAAAGUAAAAACAAAAACAAGAAAAACAAAAACAAAUUAAUAUGUUUAAAUAAGCAAACAAAACAAUUAUGAGUAACUAGCAUGUAUAAAAUAAACGCAGAGCAAAGAGAAAGUUAUCGAAUUUUGUGUGCGUUAAUUUUGAUUUGCGAAAAUA